This is a messenger RNA of Panicum virgatum (switchgrass), 2703 nucleotides long. RefSeq names its product putative wall-associated receptor kinase-like 16. Gene Ontology annotation, cellular component: plasma membrane. The transcript is spliced from 4 exons. Gene Ontology annotation, molecular function: ATP binding; protein serine/threonine kinase activity; calcium ion binding. The coding region runs from base 114 to 2300 and encodes 728 amino acids. NCBI's taxonomy places the organism in Eukaryota, Viridiplantae, Streptophyta, Magnoliopsida, Poales, Poaceae. Gene Ontology annotation, biological process: cell surface receptor signaling pathway; protein phosphorylation. The record is from RefSeq and is a predicted model, not a curated record.
CCAAAUGCCAAGGUGUGAUCGAUCACCAGGUGCAGUGCAACCAACCGGAUCCCACGCCUGAAAACAAAGGAUUUCCCUUUCUUCUGAAAACAAAGGAUUUCCCAGCACCAACCAUGGAGUUGCCACGGGUUCCGCUCAUCCUUCUGGCCGCGUGGGCGCUCGCCGCCGCGGCGGCGGACGUCCCCGCGGCGCGCAGCCCUGGCUGCGCGACGACGUGCGGCGACAUCGCCGUCCCGUACCCGUUCGGGCUGGACCCGCAGUGCGCCAUCAACGCCGAGUUCCGGGUCAACUGCACCACCGUCGGCGGCGCCACCAAGCUCUUCCACGGCACCCUGGAGGUGAUCCGGUUCUCCGUGCCCGAGGGCAAGGCCUGGCUCAAGACCUUCAUCUCCCGGCAGUGCUACGACCAAGCCACGGCCACCGUGUUCUACAACAACGCGUGGAUGAACAUCGGCAACCUGCCCUACGUGCUCUCGGCGGACGAGAACAAGGUCAUCGUCCUCGGCUGCCGGAGCAUGGCCUACAUGCUCAGCGACACGUACAUCAUCGGCUGCCUGUCGACGUGCGACGAGCCACUCAGGAACGGCUCGUGCUCCCGCACAGUUGGGUGCUGCCAGGCGGAUCUGCCCCGAGGCGUCCGGUACUACGAGGGCUUCUUCAACUCCUUCUACAACACCACCGCGAUAUGGAGGCAGACCCCUUGCAACUACGUCACCGUGAUGGAGAUGGCGGCCUUCAACUUCAGCACCACCUACCUGACCACGAGGGUGUUCUACGACGCCGACGACUCGAGGACCCCGGUUGUGAUGGAGUGGGGGAUCACACGGGAGACAUGCCAGCAGGCCAAGAUCAACAGGACCGCGCCCUACGCGUGCGUCAGCGACCACAGCGACUGCGUCGACGGCGACGCCGGCUACCGCUGCCGGUGCUCCGACGGAUUCAGAGGCAACCCGUACAUCCAAGACGGAUGCAAAGAUAUCGAUGAGUGCCUGGACAAUGUCACUUACCCCUGCGCUGGGAUAUGUGAAAAUACGCUGGGGAAUUUCACAUGCUCCUGCCCGCGAGGGCGAGACAUGGUCAAUGGCGUUUGCGUGAAAAAUCGAAGGUCAACUUGGAUGGCGCCGGUUGUAGGUGCGAGUGUUGGCCUUGUGGCUCUUGUGAUCGGCAUCACCUGUGCGUACCUGGUCAGAGAGAGGCGAAAGCUACACCGCGUCAAGCAGCGGUACUUCCGGCAGCAUGGCGGCCUGCUUCUGUUCGAGGAGAUGAAGUCGCAGCAGGGCGUCGCGUUCAAGAUCUUCUCCGAGGAAGAGCUGCAGCAGGCCACCAACAUGUUCGAGGCGCAGCAGGUCCUCGGUCAUGGGGGCCACGGAACCGUCUACAGGGGAGUUCUGAAGAGCGGCGUCGUGGUAGCGGUGAAGAGGUGCACGACGAUCGACGAGCAGCAGAAGAAAGAGUUCGGCAGGGAGAUGCUGAUCCUAUCCCAGAUCAACCACAAGAACAUCGUCAAGCUCCUCGGCUGCUGCCUCGAAGUCGAGGUCCCCAUGCUGGUGUACGAGUUCAUCCCGAACGGCACGCUGUUCGACCUCAUCCGUGGAGACCACACUCGCCACAUUUCCUUGAACACUCGCUUGAGGAUUGCUUACGAGUCCGCUGAGGCGUUGGCCUACCUCCACUCUUGCGCAUCGCCGCCGAUCCUCCACGGCGAUGUCAAGUCGACGAACAUCCUUCUAGAUGGUGACUACACAGCAAGAGUCUCCGACUUUGGCGCGUCCAUCCUAGCGCCAAAUGACAAGUCACAGUUCGUCACUGUUGUCCAAGGGACUUGUGGGUACCUCGACCCGGAGUACAUGCAGACAUACGAACUAACAGACAAGAGCGAUGUGUACAGUUUUGGAGUAGUUCUCCUAGAGUUGCUCACGCGCAAGAAGGCAUUCAACCUUGAAGGACCUGAGCAGGACAAGAGCCUGUCAAUGGUUUUUAUAUGUGCAAUGAAGGAAAACAAGCUCGAGGAUAUCCUGGAUGAUCAGAUCAAGAACGAUGAGAACAUGGAGUACCUUGAGGAGAUUGCGGAGUUAGCGAGGCAGUGCUUGGAGAUGAGUGGUGUGAAUAGGCCGUCAAUUAAGGAAGUUGCAGAUAAGCUUGAUAGGCUGAGAAAGGUCAUGCAGCAUCCAUGGGCACAUGAGGAUCCUGAAGAGCUGGACAGGUUGCUCGGGGAGCCGUCUGUGGUGAACUCGGCUGGUACUACAGGAAAUUUCAGCAUGACAAACAAAGCUGCCAUGGGCCUGGAAUCAGGGCGUUAGUUGCAGCACUCCACAUAGAAAAUAUAUGCACAUUCUUCUUGACUGUGCAAUGAUUUGCAGAGGAUCUAUAUGCCAUUCUACUUAUGCAUUAUCCUACCUUGAGGCAUUCUACUGCUUGACCUUGCCUUGCCGUCAGGCAUUGAAGGAACUGAGGCAUUCCUGUGUUCAGGUUACCAUAAUUUGGUCUUUCAGUGGGUCACAUGAUUGAGCAUCUACUGAAGAUUUCCAAAGAGGAUCGAAUGUGGGAGGAUUUCCAAGGAGGUUGUAGUCGAUGACAUUUGCCAUCAAGCCACCUACAUUGUACAAAUUACAAAGAGAUACAUUGGAAACUAUAUGUAUAAGCACUUGUUUUGGGAGUUGGGGCCUCUCUAACUGAGAAAUCAUUUAUCCAGGACAAGUCCAA